Molecule: messenger RNA, 499 nt
Organism: Moneuplotes crassus
Lineage: Eukaryota; Ciliophora; Spirotrichea; Euplotida; Euplotidae
Source: the annotation of a GenBank genome assembly
CAUUCUUAGGAAGCUAGUUUAGUUUUUAAUAAUUUUAAUAGAAAUAUGGAACAAAGUCAAGUCCCAAGAAAGAUCAGUAGCUUCUACAAACCUAAAAAUGAUGCUAGAAAAGAUGACGAACAGAGUAGGAAUAUUUUAGAGCAAGUUGCAUCUCCCUCAAAUAUUAGUACUGAAGCCGAUUCUAUAAUUCAAGCUUUCGAAAGAGGGUUUAUAAAGAAUAUAAAGAAAAGUGCACUUGGAAAGAAGCUAUUCCAGAUUCAAGAGAGAAGCAAUGCUAAAGAGGCGAUUAAGGACGUCCUUGAGUACACUAUGAAAUCAAAGAAGGACAAAUUUACAGAUGAGCUCAAGCAGAUGGAAGAUAGACUCAGUUGCUUUAAGAAAAAGAAAGAUGUAUUUUUAAAUUUCCCUACUCUCCGAUCUCCAAAGGAAAAAUCACCAAUAUCUCCAUGUCCAGCUAUUAAUGAAAGUCCCUUAUUGAAGAUGCUUAAGAACUAGCGAA